This is a messenger RNA of Aspergillus japonicus CBS 114.51, 2090 nucleotides long. Its product is annotated as putative translation elongation factor EF-1 subunit. NCBI's taxonomy places the organism in Eukaryota, Fungi, Ascomycota, Eurotiomycetes, Eurotiales, Aspergillaceae. Bases 224 to 1963 code for a protein of 579 amino acids. Gene Ontology annotation, molecular function: GTP binding; GTPase activity. Gene Ontology annotation, biological process: translation. The record is from RefSeq and is a predicted model, not a curated record. The transcript is spliced from 5 exons.
CUCUUUCUCUCUCUCCAUUUACACGCUGCCUUCACUCUCCCCGCCCCAGUCUCACCAACCAGUCUGUUGAUGGGCAAAUAGAGCUUUACACAGACCACAGACUCCCUAGAACAUCUGACCAGUUUAGAUCUCAUUCGUCGCACCCGUGCGCCGUCCGAACGAAAACCCCUCCUUCCGCAAACCUGCCCCGCCCCUCUCGACCGCCACACCUCACAAUCUCACCAUGUCGCGCCAUCGCGUUAAGGCUGUCAGCUACGAUGAUGAGGAUGACUAUGACGAUGGCUACUACUCCCCCGACCCCGAAGAGCAGGAGUUUCGAGAGCAGUGCACCACCGAGGUGCUGAACCAGCUGCGUGCGGGGGAGCCCUCGGUCACCGCCACCCGCAGCGAGGUCCAGGAUGCUCUGUACCACUACUAUGAUGAUGUGGAGAAGUCGGUGAAUUACCUGAGAGGCAAAAAGAUCAAGGAACUUCAGAAGAAGCAAGCCGCUCCUCCUACCGCUCCAAAGACGAAAGGGACAUCAGGCCCAAGUCCCGACGAUGUUGUCAUCAACGCACAAAGCUCUGCUAAAGGCUUCAAAUCGAAACAGCCUGCUUCCAAAUCGGCAGGUACCAAGAAAGCGCAGGCUGACCUGACGGGUGGGAUGAAUGACCUCAGCGUUGAGGAGAAGGUGAAUGUCAAGAGCAAAAAUCUAGAUGUUUUGUCAGAGUAUAGCAAAGCGAAACGGAAGAGAGCGAUGAAUUUUGCGGUUAUCGGCCAUGUUGACGCGGGAAAGAGUACGUUGAUGGGCCGCUUGCUUGCUGAUUUGAAGGCGAUCGAUCAGCGUACGCUCGAUAAAUACAAGCGGGAGGCAGAGAAGAUCGGGAAAGGAUCGUUUGCUCUCGCCUGGGUCCUGGAUCAAGGUGCGGAAGAGAGAGCCAGGGGUGUGACUAUCGACAUCGCCACCAACAAGUUCGAGACGGAGAAGACCGUGUUCACGAUUGUCGAUGCUCCCGGACAUCGUGACUUUGUGCCCAACAUGAUCGCCGGUGCCAGUCAAGCUGACUUUGCCGUCCUUGUGAUCGACUCCAGUAUCGGCAAUUUCGAGUCCGGGUUGAAGGGACAGACCAAGGAGCAUGCUUUGUUGGUGCGGAGUAUGGGCGUGCAGAGGAUCAUCGUGGCUGUGAACAAGAUGGACUCCGUACAGUGGGACAAGGAGCGGUUCGACGAGAUUGAGCAGCAGGUCUCGUCUUUCCUGACGACUGCCGGCUUCCAGCCCAAGAACAUCAACUUUGUGCCUUGCUCUGGUAUCAGCGGCGAUAAUGUCACUCGACGCAGCGAUGAUCCGAACGUGUCGUGGUACCAAGGGCGCACCCUAGUUGAUGAGCUUGAGGCCACGGAGCCUUAUUCCCAUGCAGUUGACAAACCCCUUCGAAUGACGAUUGGCGAUGUGUUUCGUGGCAGCGUGCAGAAUCCAUUGUCGAUAUCUGGCCGCAUCGAUGCGGGGAGCUUACAAGUGGGCGAUCAGAUCUUGACCAUGCCCAGCGGGGAGACUGCCACCAUCCGGAGCUUGGAAGUCGACGGAGAACCCAGUGACUGGGCCGUGGCGGGUCAGAACGUCGUCCUGAACCUGGCCAACAUUGAUCCCAUCCACCUUCGAUCGGGUGACGUGAUCUGCCGGGCGUCCGCGCCGAUUGCCAAUGUCACUUCCUUUACGUGCAAGGUGCUGGCCUUCGACCACCUGCUGCCUAGCAUGGUGGACAUCCACCGGGGUCGUCUGCAUGUACCGGGGCGGAUCAGUCGGCUCGUGGCCACUCUGGAUAAACAAUCGGGCAACAUCCUCAAGAAGAAGCCCAAGAUCGUGGCGCCAGGCACAGUGGCGCGGAUUGUGGUGGAAAUGGACCAAGCGGUGCCUCUCGAAGCGCCUACGCGGAUUGUUCUUCGAGCCGGCGGCGAGACGGUGGCCGCUGGCUUGUUGGAGUAGAUAGAAGCAGACGGUGAUGACGUGGCAUUUACUACAUAGACAGUUCGUUAUUUCUUUUACUUUCUUGUGAAGUCUCAGGGGGUUGACAAUAACUCCUGCUGGGUACUAGAUAAUAGCUAUGUGCGGU